GCUUGCUGCAGGAGCCUGCCCCUCAGAGCCGCCUCCCGCCGCAGCUCAGCCCGAGCCGCGCCCGCUGCCACCAUGGUGUCCUGGAUCAUCUCCCGCCUCGUGGUGCUGAUCUUCGGCACCCUCUACCCGUACUCCUCCUACAAGGCCGUGAAGACGAAAAACGUAAAGGAAUAUGUGAAGUGGAUGAUGUACUGGAUUGUGUUUGCCUUUUUCACCACUGCAGAAACACUCACAGACAUUGUUCUUUCUUGGUUUCCCUUUUAUUUCGAGCUGAAAAUCGCAUUUGUGAUUUGGCUGCUCUCCCCUUACACCAAGGGCUCCAGUGUCCUCUACAGGAAGUUUGUGCACCCAGCGCUCUCCAACAAGGAGAAGGAAAUUGAUGAAUACAUUACUCAGGCUUGUGAUAAGAGCUACGAAACCAUGAUGCGAGUUGGCAAGAGAGGGCUAAACCUUGCUGCCAGUGCAGCAGUUACUGCAGCUGCAAAGGGUCAGGGAGUUUUGUCUGAGAAGCUUCGAAGUUUCAGCAUGCAGGAUCUCACUCUGAUCCGAGAUGAAGAUACUGUGCAUAUGCGAAGCUGUGAUCCACAGCUGCACCCCUCUGGUGCGAGUCUGCUGGAAACUAUUGAAGACUCAGCUUCCUGUUAUUCCUCUGGAGAGGAGAGCUCUGUGGCACAUCGGUCUAAUGGAACCCCAUCAGAUACUAGAACAGACCCAUCAGAUGAAGAUGCAGGAGACAAACUUCCUAAACGUACCCAGAGUCUCAAAACUCCUAAAAAGCUUCCAGUGAGAAGUGUAAAAGCCCGCCCUAAGAAGAAAGCUGCUGGUUCUCUUGCUUCUGGCGAGUCAUCCUAAGGCAACCCGCUCCCCCAGCACCUGUCUCUGUUCUGGGAUUUGCCUUUGGCUUUUAUGGGGAGACUCCCUAAGGAAAGGGAGCUGAGAUUCUUGUAAAUAACCGAUACUGCUUUACAGAGCUCAUUCCAAGGCAAGGGGGAAGCUGGGAUUCAGAAAGCAGAGUAGAGGAUACAAAUCCUCAGGAAUUUUCUCCUUUUCAUCUCUCCAUUGGAGGGAAUGCUGAUAUGUGUACAUAGCCAGUUGCUUUGGAAUUCCCGCUGUAUAACUCUAGUUGAGAAUCUUUGGUGGAAAAACUGACUAGGGUUAGAGACAUCCAUUGCACAGAAGCUGGAAAAAUACUAGAUACAGGAGUUCCACAGGGCGGGUGGCUCUAAAAUGUCUUAUCUUGCUCUGGGUGUUCUCCCGCAGCUGUGUGUUGUUAAGAAGUGCCCGCGAUGAAUUUUAUUCCUUAAGAAUGGGCCAUACCUGGUAUGUCCAUCGCCUUUGAGAAGGUGACUGAAGUGAUGUGUGCUGGGUGCUUUUGGACAUAAAGGACUGGCUUAUGGGAGGUAUAUGCUAGACUCCCAUUACUCAUACUGGAACAUGAAGAGAUUGUUUUUUAUUUUAUUUGUUCUGGAAGGUGAAGGGAGAUAACUGGAAAAACUAAUAAAGAAGAUGUGCUAUUAUGUGCACAUUAUAUGAUGGAGUAGGCAAGAGUUACUGUUGAGAAGGAAAGUUUGACAUCUCUAAGAUUUUGGCUAUUUUUGAAACUGCUUGAAUUUUAUUUCAGGUUCUAAUGCCCACUUUGACUCCUAUGAGAGCAUCAGGAUGAGGUGAGUCCCAUGCAGCAGGUCCCAUGCAGUUCCAAGACAAGGUUCCUCGCUUUGCCAUUUAGUGAUUGAACUCAUGUCAUGUUACCCGUGUCAUGAAGUCAUGUUACUUCAGACAAAUUCUUUUAUUCUAGCAGAUAUCUGGGGAAAAUCUGUCUCAAAAUAGUCUGCAGGCAUACUUGAGAAUUUCAGAAGCCAUCACCUCUCAGCUUUAGGACAGUCAAUCCUUAGGACAUGAGAACUGAAACAGUUGAUUUAUUGAUAGUUGACUUCCGCUAACUUCAGGAUUUCAUUUAUGGCGGAUAAAAAGCAGGGACUAAAGUGCAAUGCUGUGAUUAACCAGUCCUCUUGCUUUAUCCUGGUGCAGCCCUUGCACAGAUUUUCUGUCUGACAUGUGCUGUAUUUAUCAGUGUCCUGAGACUUGAGCAAUACUUAACACUUGGGACAGAAAACUACAAGGAAUGUAGAAUAUUGUGGAAGUGAAAUUGCAGUGCUGCAGAAAAAAUUUGCAUCAUGUCAAGUCAUACCAUCAUGCCAAUCUCUUGAAGGUUGUUAAGGGGAAAUACCCUGUGCACAUGCCAGCUGAGUCAGUGAAAACUUAGGAGAUUUAUGAGCAGGGUUCUUGUUAUCAAGAUCUACAAUGAAGGUGCACCAUUAUAGACACGAGUGUCUGAGUGAAUACUUGGUGGUUUUAAAAUUUUCACUAAAAUUAGUUAUCAAAAGAUCCUGGCUCCUACAUGCAGGUGUUUGUGUCCCAUACUUUUGCUGUCACGUUACUGAAAUUAGAGUGAAUUCUUCACAGGGCCCAAUAUUGUAGAGAACAGCCUUUCAAAAAUUGAUGAAGUUGAAGACUAGGACUGAAUUUUUUUCUUGUUUCCCAUUGUCUUGGUGGCAAAUUAUUUGCUGUUGAAUUGACCAGUUAUUUCAGGAAGCCCAUUAAGUUGGGUUUACUAUUUUUUGUAGCUUUAAAAAAUUUAAACUUUACAAUUCAUGUUAGAAACUUGGAUCUCAUCAGAAAUAUUUGUCCUAAAUUAUCCACAAGACUUUAUCCGGGAGUCAGUAGAAAAAUCUUGAUUUGGUUCUGAAUGUCACAAAAAAACCCCGAUUAUUUUGUUCUUUGUUAGUUUAUUGGCAAACUUCAUGUCUUACUACACAUGAAUGCAUGUCCUGAAGCAGGAAUACUUUCUAUUUCCAAAGAAAAUUCCUCUCUUCAGACAACAGAUAAAAAUCUUUCAUGGUUAUGUGGAAGAUCCAGUUGUGAGGAGUUGCUGCCCUAGAUGUUCCUGUACUGAUCAAGAGAGAACUAUUGUUCUUUAUAUACCAAGUAUGUCUAUGACCAUGUUACUUGAUUUUUUUUUUAAUUAAAAUUUUGCAUAGCAAAUUAUUUAUGUAAAUCAUUGUGAGGGGCUUGAUUUAGAAGCCAGGUCUCCCCUUGUGCUGAUCUUCUUGCCCAAUAUUGUAGGAAAGGUCCUUGUGCGUGCACUGUGAUAGUCUACGAUUCUAGGUUUCCACAGAGUGACUUCCCAGAAUCUUCUCUAGAAUCCAUUUAUUUGUAGAGGCUUUUCUGCUUUGAAGGACAGGAGGAAUUUCUGAAGAUUCUGUUCUGGUAUUUGGAUUUAUCUUUGUCUUCCUGAGCUGAAUCCUGUGCUAAGUAGAUUUUACUUAGCAUUGAUGCUUGAUGUCAUUAGCUUGUGGGAAAUAUGGGUCAGUUUUACUCUGACUUCGUUUAUACAGGGGAACUGGCAUUUGGUUGCAAGAGUGAGUCUACAGUAGAGUCAGAGACUAUCCAGUGUGCAAUAUGAAGCUGAUGAUGUCAAGCAGCAGAACUUAGCCAGAGCAAGAGCAAUGUCUUAGCAUGGAUACUGUUUUCUUUUUCUAGUACAAAUAUGACUGCUAGAUUGUGCUUUGCUCACUCAAAGCCACUGCAGAUCUACCACCACCCAUGUGACCUCUUAGUGUGUUUCUAGAUACAGUUCUGCAUUGGAUGGCACUGUCUUGCAUAGACAUUCUCUUGUUAAUGAGAACGCUGACUGUGCUGUUUUGAUAAAAUGCUUUUAUCAGCUGCUGUUUGGUGUUUUCAGCAGGAAAUGCUGGAAUGUAGUUUCUUUUCAGUAUUGUCUGUGGGCUUCGUUGUGCACUUAAGCGAAUGGUUAAAUCUUCACCUAGCAUUAGAACCUGUUGUGUUCGGUAAACGUGUAGAGCCUUUUCUUAAUAUGCCUGGCCACAGAGAGGAGUGCAGUAAGAGAAAAUGAUACUUGAAGCUGGGGGCUAAAGAGGGUGGUAUGUGUGUUUCAAACUUCGUGUGCCUAAAGGUUAUCCUAAAAUACCUGUACUGCGAGAUGCAAAGUUGAAGCCAUGACUGCCUUUUGAAAAGAAAUGUUUUACUUUCAUGCUUUGUAGUAGUAUAAGUCCGUGUUCUGCUGUUGGAAAAGAAAAUAGUGAAAUGUGGUUUCCUGUCUGAGAAACUUAAUGAUUUGUUGCAUAAAAGGGGAAAAAUAUUUUCUUGUUUGGCAGUAAUCCUCCAUGGUGGGUAAGAAAUAUGAAAAUAUAGGGGAGACAACUGUCAGGUUUUAAACCUUUACACUUUACCUAAACAUCUUUAUUACUUACUUUUUAAAUUUUGAGUUUGUGAUUCUCCAGCUUUACAUGUCUGGGACUGGUUUCUUUUAGACUAGAAUAAUUUCCUUGAUAAGUAGAGCAUAUAUAUAGAGAGGGGUACUGGUGUCCUUAAAAUUGCAAAGCUUGUCCUGGGGAAGUUUCACCUCCCCUCAUUUUAGUGAAUUGAUUUCCUUUCAUUGUGCUUUUGCAGUGCUGGGCUUUCUUUUAUACAUCCCUCUUGGAAAUACAACUCCCUCACAACAUACUUCCUUGGAAAGCAAGAUCUCUAGAGAACCACAACUUUCCAGAAAUGGUUAUUUGUUCUGUGUCAUCUUAAUCAGCAGGAAAUUUAGUGCCUUAGGAGAAAAGUAAGGUAUCUAUGGAGAGCUUUGCUGGUUCUCUGAUCUACACAUAGCAUUGUAUUAAGGAGGCUCACAGGUUAACUGUGAAAUGUCAUUGUAUGCUUGAAAGCAGCUGUUGAAUUGAGCUGAUUUUUCUUUUCUGUCUUCCAAAAUUGCAUAUAAUGCUGGAAAGUGUGGAUUGUUCCCUAAGAGAGAAAUCUAGGGAAAAAAGUUGUGUUCUGAUGGAGAAACCGUAUUGUCUCAUUUCUGCUUACUGGCGAGAUGCUCGAUGACAUGUCUGUGUAACUGGUCUGUACUAAAGCUUUUCUUGCUUUAGCCACUAGGAAUUUUGUAACACACUGUCUGGCUGAAGCAUCUCGUGACGCUGCUUUGUGAGUUGUCUUGAAAAGUCGGAUAUGUGAAAAGGAAAGUAUUCUGAAGUUACAUGAGCUUGUAGAACCGUAGAGGUGUCAGAGUUGGAAGGGACCUCUGGGGGCCAUCUGGUUCAGCCUCACAAUUCAGUCAGGGCCAGCUGCUGCCAGUUCCUGUGUGCUAUUUCUGGUCUGGAAUCUACUGAGUUUAAUGUUUAAGAGCUGAUAAUGUGUGCAGAAAUGCAUGUGUGGGAAUAUGCUUUAAUGUUACUGAGGAGAAAUGUUUCCUGGACACUUUUCAUCUGGAAUUUGGCUCUGUUGCAAGACCCUAUAAACAUAACUCAUCUCAUGUUCCUUAUAUGUAUUGUUAAAAAGCUUAAAGGCCUCAAAAAAGAUCUUAAGAGGUGUGCAGAGUAAGUUGUGAAAACAGUUGGUGUUCACAGUAAAUGGAGAAAAUAACUACAUAGCGGCUAAGAACCUGUCUUGUGAGCUAGACAGAUAGAAUUAGAGUAGAAAAUGAGCUGUGUAUAGUACAGAGUUGUCCAGUAAAUACUGCUGACUUCCUGAGCCUCAAGCAACACUUAAACUGUGCAUUCUGUUGAUUUCUUUUUGAGCCUUAUUUCUCUCUUGGAGUCAGUCUCUUGUCUCCUUCCCUCCCUUCCCCUUUUCCCCCUUCUAAAUUGGGCUUGAGCUACAUACACUGAGAUUCUUCAAACUUUCAUCCCUUCAGAACAACAAAGUUUGACUUUUACCUCAGCAGGCAACUGAUCUGCAGGGAGGAAUAUUAAGUAUCUCUCAUAACUUUGUAGAUGUGUUAUGCUGGAGAAGCACUAGCAGGAAUCUUCAGAGGAUAUGUUUGCCUGGGAAAUUCUGCCCUCUGCCUCCUGCAAAGCGUGUUUGGGUGAACCAUAUGCUGGAGUUAGCUACACUCAUAUACACAGUUACCUGUAGAAUCCCAAAAUUCAGUGUCAGAAUUUCCAGAGCUCUAUUUCUGAUGAUAAUAGGAAUUAAAAUAAUACGAAGUGAAAAGAAACAGUGGCAAAUUGGUGGGUUUUUUGAUUUUGUGAGUUUUUUGUGUGGUUUUUGUUGUUGUUGUUGGUUUUCCAGGGGUUUUUUGCAACUUUGCAGGUAAAUUUAGGUCAUCGUUAUUUAUAUGCCUAAAAUCUUAGGGCCUGAAGCCCCUUGCAAGCUAUUUGUUGCUUUCUUGCUCUCUUUCGUAGAACUCCUGUUCUUCUGUGAAUUGGUAAUGUUUUUUUGUUUACUUUUAUUAAGCAAAAGCUGGCUUCCUUUUUUUCUGACUGUGGAGACUUGAAAUAUACUGUAUUAGAGCUGCAAUUUAGCCCUUUUUUGUUAUUUAAACCUAUGACCUAGAUUAAUACGUGUAAUUUGUACAACAAGGCCUAAGUCUGGAUUCCCAGGUGGAAUGUGAGCAUCUAUUACAAAUAGCUUAGUUUGACAUAUUUCCCUUUUCUUGCAGUGGAUUCUGGCUGAAAUGUGCUCACUCCAGACCUUUGGACAAGAGCAUUCUGUCAGCAUUUAAUCAGAUAAUGUUAGAAGUAAUAUUUAUGGGAAUACUGCAAAUAUAAGUGAACACUAAAGGAGCAAAAGCUCAAGUCUUCUGUAAUAUAUAACUGUCUGAGACUAUGUAAAACAUUAAAGCAUUUCUGGCAGCAAUGGAAAUGCAUUGCUAUACUGACUUACAAAGAUAGGGAAUUCAGUCAAGGUCUUUGCAGCAGGUUUUUGAGGAAAGUCAGUCUGGAUGGGCAAGCAUGUAAAGUUUUACAUACCAGAGAACUAAGUUAUUAUCACAAGUAAUGCUUAGCAACCUACCAAAAAGAAAGAAGUCGAAAAAUUUUGGUGACUAUAAAAUGGAGAGAAAUUUUCCUGAUUGUCCAACCUAGUAUUGAAUAUAAACUUUCUGUAUUUGUGAUGCUGCCUUAUUUGGGAAAGCGCUGCUUUAAUGAAGUCCUCAUUUCUGGCUCAUCUGUCAGAUUAUUUCUCAAAUUAAUCUCGAAUUAGAGAUGCUUGGGUUUGACUCAUUUUAAUGUCAAAGUUCCCAUUAGCACAGUGCUGAUCUAAAGGUAGUAUGGCACAAGGAUUGUUGUGAAUUAUUUUUUGUCCACCAGAGGGUGUGAGAGUAACAAAAUCACUGACCAUGAGUGAGCAGAGACACACCUCCUAACAGUUAGUUCAGUUAUGGCAGUUGAACAGCAGUGUUUCCUAGGUAUGAGGAUCCUUGGGGAUGAGGGAAAUACAAGCUGGGACUCUAAUGAAGACGUAUGAAAUAAUACUGCUGUUAACCUCGGACUGAAAAGGCUAUUCUAGGCAUUCUAAUUGAGCCACUAUCCAGUGAGACUUGCUGAGACAAUAGCAUUACAGAAUAAUUGUCCUCACUUUUUGUUGUUGUUGUUGCUGCACAUUCAAACCAUUUUCUAGCUGUAGGAAGCAGCUCUGAAAAUGACAAUGUUUGUGAUUUCCAACCCGCCCCCCACCCCCCCCCCCCCCCCCCCCCCGGUUUUGCAAUUAACUAAUUGUUAUGUGUUGCUCUACUUCAUACUCUGAAUUUCAGUAGUAUUUCCUGGUAAGGAUGAGUAUUUUCUUUCAGUUGGAUCUAUUUUCUGUGAAAAGAGAAGCAAUUUUAAUCUAAAAAUACAGAUUUGUCUAAUGUUACUAUGGUAAUUUGUGACCAUGGCAACAGAGAGCAUUCUGAAGAACAGACAGACAGAUCUGGUUGGUUUCUUGGUUGUUUGGUUUCUGUUUUUAAAGUCAACAACCUAAUUAAUGUGCAUGCAUUUCACAAAAAGCUCUUGACUUUUCAUAUUUGUUAACCAUACAAGAUCAUAUGGGUCCAAGGGAUUUUGACAUCCUUAAAUAGAAAAGCUGAUGUUAGAACAUAAUGUAACAGUAUGAGAUUCUUUCCAAUUAUUUAUUUGCAAAAGCAUAGAUGGGGACUUGCAGACUGAAGGAGGAUCCAAGAUAUACCAGGAGGUUUCUGUAGGAAAGAGAAAUAGAACCUAGAAUAGUCCUGGGCAUUCUUCAGUGUCAGACUUCAGGAGAAAUAAAAUCAAGAAUAAAAAAAUAUAUUCAAUAUGUUUCUAUUUUUCCGUCAUAUGAUCAGAGUUAGGUAAAGCAACACAGUGCUUUUGGGCAGGUGCUAAAUUUCAGGUAGGAGUUGUGGAUUGCCCUGACAUGCCCCAUCCCAAGCGCGUGUGCUGCAUUCUGCGAAACAUUUAGUAAUGAUUUAAAGAGUUACAAGAAAUUGAGGGAGGUAGGAAUGGGCUUUUCUGGCUAAGCCUUGUAUUUGAUGUAUUUAUCUCUGCCAGUAUAGAGCUAACAUAAAGGCUUUCUACUGUCAGCACUCAAUGUCAGUUUUAUAGGAAGUGUGUGGAUAUAAGUUUAGCCAAAGCCAAACCACAGAUUUUUUUUCCGAGUUUUUCCUUUUUCCUAGGUUUUGUUGGGAAAUCUAGCAACUGAAUGGAAAUUAUAACAUUGCUGCUAUCGCUUGCUUAUUUUGGGCAAUGAAUAUUUUGAAUUAAAUAGAAUUAAGCAGUAUUUAAUAGUUUAAUUUUUGUAAAAGCCAGCUGUUGUGACCAAUCUGUGUUUAGCACAAGAAUACAGUAAGUGAUGCAUGGAGCCAUUGUAGCACAGGAAGGCUAUUACCUCUGAAAAGGGGAGGCAGAGAAGAGGCCAGCCUAAACUGAAUGGGUUCAGCUAGUGCAGUCUCCUGUCUCUGAUACUACUCAGUGUAUUCGAUGACCAGAGGGUAGUUUGGAAUUAAAUGUACAUUGGAAAACCCCUCCUCAUGACACUGUCACCUGUUUAUCCAUGUGCCGAAGCACAGUGGUGUUAAAAUGACUGGAUUAAUGGAGUUUUCCUGAGAGGGGAAGUUGUUUGAAUUCUGUCACUAAUUUUUUGUAGUCAUUAAGUUUGGUCACUUGCUGCAAUAUAAUGACUUAAAUGUACAAAAACCUAAGUCUCAUAUUGUGCUUGCUUUAAUACCCAGACUCAUCUUGGGUAUCUUUUAACAUUCUCUUUUUUAAAGAACCUGUUUUAAAGGGGCCACUGCUUAUCUUCCAUUUCUAUCUGGAGUAUAAUGCAAAAGGUUUUAUCAAUGCAGAUGUGAUCUCGUUCCACAGGGUGGCAACUAAUCCUUAUUUCUCUUCUCACUUAUUUUGACAUUUCCACUAGAAGUGGCUUUCCUGGCCAAGUUCCCUUCUGAGGCAUCAGGGUCAUAAGCAUGGAAAGACAGCCCUUUUGUUGAGGUUAAAGAGUAUUUGGAAAAGCUCAUUAUACUAUGUCUGUUCAGGCUGUAUCAACCUGCUGAAGAUUGCUGAUGAGACCAAAAAGGCACCAUGCAAGGACUAAAUUUUGAACACUUCUUGCUACUGUCUCAUGUGGGUGUCUCUGGUAAGUGGUGCUCCGAGCACAACUGAUCACAAGUUUAUGAUGGCACCUCUAAAGAAAAAGUUGCUGUGAUAAGGUUUAGUUAUUGAUGUGGGUGGGUAAGAAAGGUUCUGGAGGAUUUUUAUUCACUUUUUACUUCCAGUUUAUUUUGACAGAUAAAUGUCUCGGAUACUUUGAAUUUAAAUCUACAUAUGUCAUUAGAAUAGAUUUAUAAGUUGAAGGUAUGGCAUUUUUGUUCUAUGCUAGUGAGUUUACAUACCUUUUUCCCACCUCAAGCCCCAGUUUCUUGCUACUGAUGCCUGUGGAUAUUAUUUUUUAAAAAUGCUGUUUUGUUAUCUUCUCAAACUGUGCUCUUAAACUAUUUUAGUUUAUCUUCAUGUCUUACAUGUUUAGUCUUCUGUCUUUCCCACUCUCCAUUGCUGAAUGAAUAAAGAUAUGAAAAUGAAUACAGAGUCCUGCUAUUUCUGCUAUGUAAAAAUAAGGCAAAUUUUGGGAAUCUAGCUUGUCCUGGCAUUGUUUCCUCACUUAAAUGUUUCUCACUCUCAGGUUGUGUCCACUUCGCAGCUGUUAACUGAGGACUUGGUUUUAAUAUCACAAGUGUAUUUGUUAGGUGGCCUUUUUGUUCUGGCCAGAAUAAAAUACUUUGGUUGUUAAGCAUCUAUGAGACCUACCUGAAUUGUAAUUGCAAGUAACUUUUGGGGAGCACAGAGAUUGGAAAGCAUUCGUAUAUGCAAAGCUAGAGAAUGGUGAAUAUCUUUUUCUGGGUCUAUGUGCAGAUGCAGAAAUGUUUAGUCAGUACUACAUAGCUACUAUACCUAGGCAUGAAACAUUAGAGUGGUCAGGAAAUAACUGUCUUACAGACCAGGUAGCAAGAACUCAGCUUACUUACUGGAAAUCCUGUGGUACGGACAACAGGCAGAGGUUGUGUGAAAUUACAAGUUAAAAAUGGGCUAUGAGAAGAAUUUUCUGUCACUGUCAGUAACAGUUGGUUUUCUACAGACCCAGCUAGCAGGUGAAGUGGGUCAUUGGGAGGUAGCAGUUGUAAUGGCUGGGAUAAGAGAGGAAGUCAAGGUUCUAGUGCCAUCUUCAUACUUGGUGUUUUGGAUAAGCUAAGUCUGAAGUUGAUGAACUGUCGUCUUUAGCUGGAACUUCAUAACAGUAGUAGUAAUGGACUGACAUAGUUUUUGGCUUUGAAAUUCAGCCUAGCUUUUUUUUUCCAAAGUAGACUCUUGUGUAGGUGGAGCGUUUCUCUUUUUACCCCCUUGCUGUCAGUUUUUCCUGCCAAUGCAAUGAAUCAAAGAAUCAUAGAUUGGAUUGAGUUGGGAGGACCCUUAAAGAUCAUCUAGUUCAACCCUACUGCCAUCCUUCUACCUCUGUGGAUGUUCUCGUGAAGGAAGCAGAUUUUCUUCUGUUUCAGCCAGCUCAGAUUGCCUAAACUCAGCAGUUGAAAGCUGAAGUGUUUAUAUAGUAAAUAAAAAGUGUUUGACUAUA
Oenanthe melanoleuca is the source of this 10866-nucleotide messenger RNA. It is a transcript of the gene REEP2, whose product is annotated as receptor accessory protein 2. Gene Ontology annotation, biological process: endoplasmic reticulum tubular network organization. Lineage: Eukaryota; Metazoa; Chordata; Aves; Passeriformes; Muscicapidae. Gene Ontology annotation, molecular function: microtubule binding; taste receptor binding. Gene Ontology annotation, cellular component: endoplasmic reticulum membrane; cytoplasmic microtubule; endoplasmic reticulum tubular network. The record is from RefSeq and is a predicted model, not a curated record.